AUCUAAUGGAAGUGGUACCUCAAGGUUAGUGUCUCCCGCUUUAAACAUAUUUCAUCAGUUAGCUUCAUUACUAAGCAAUAAACAUAAAUUUUAAGCCAUAAAUGCACUUCUUUCUGUGAUAAUUUUCUCACUGAAUCACAUCAAAUUCAUUUUGACUAGCAAAGAAAGAACAAAAAAUAAAUAUUAACUUCAAAAGAAGUCAAGUAACAUUUUUUUGAGAAAAUAUGGUGUUUAUUUAGGCGAAAUCGCAACUGAAAUUGCCUUUUUUCACUCAUAAUAGACGAGUCUAAGCUCCCAAAUUUGUGAUGUUUUUCAGGGAUUUCCAUAGUUCCGGUAAAAUUUUGGGGUUUUGUGACAUUGCACUUUAAUUUCCGAAAAGUAUACUAUAGCAGUUUCUCAAAAAUGUGCCAAAUUUGGUGAGACUCUAAUUUACGGACGAGCCAAUCAGAAGCGUUUGAGCAAUUUCAAUUAUUAGACAAUCAGAAGACAAUAUAAAGUAAAAAUUUAUUACAAGAAAGUAAUGAAUUACAGAUAUUCUUCUUUUACCUGAUCUAAAAACUUGUUAAGGUUUGAUAAAGGCUCGGAAGUUCUGAAUUCAUAAUGCAUAUGGUAUAUAAACUCGUCCAUAGUGUUAGGGGCAAGGGUUAGGGCUAGGUUUUAGAUUAUGGUUAAGGCUAGGGUUAGGUUAGAGUUAAGGUUAGGGUUAGGUUAAGUUUAGGGUUAGGUUUAAGGUUAGGGGUUAGGGCGCUAAUAUGCGAUCGGUUUACAUCGGAUUUUAUAGAAGGGGUGUUUAUUGAGAUGCUACAACCCUAACCUAAACCCUAAUCUUAUAGACGAGUUUCUAUUACAUACGCAAUGUGAAUUCAGAACCUCUGAACCUUUAUGAAACCUUAACAAGUUUUUAAAUCAUGUAAAAGAAGAAUAUCCACUGUAAUUCAUUACUUACCAUAUAUUUUCACUUUGUAGUUACUGUCUCCUGAUUGGCUAAUAAUUGUCAAGGUCAUUUGAGAUUCGUUCAAAGGUCGUCCUUAAGUUAUAGUCUCGCCAUUACAGAUGUUCAGAUGAUACUCACUGAAAAGACCUCUGGAUUUCCACAACAAUUGCAUUUUCCCCUAUUAUAAUCUAAAACCACACCUCUUUUCACGAACUUCACAUCUUCAAAAAUCCAGUCAUCUACUACUUUUUCUGAAGAUACUUGUUCACAGCAAGUUUCUCUGCUAGAGAAUGAUGGUAAAUCAGUUGAUGAGGUUGUGAUUUCUCGCCGACUGAGAUGGUUGGGCCACAUGUUACGUAUGCCUGAACACCGAUUACCAUGACGCGCAAUGCUGACUAGUGUUGGAGACGAAUGGAAGAAAGUUAGGGGCGGCCAAACCAGAACGUAGUAUCUGUCCUUGAUGUCGCUAACUUCAAGUUUGAGCGAUGUUACUAAAUACAGACUACUUGGUUAGGGUCUGCGUGAGUGUCAUAACCGAUGGUUUUAGUUUGUAGGUGUAUUCAUUCUUUGUCUUCCCUUAAACCAUUGGAUUAAAAUUCCUUUAUACCUUUAAUUCUACGAACUAAUUCUUUCUUCUUGUAUUAUAUCCUUAUACACAAUCUUUCUUUUAUAUAUGACUACCAUUAAAUUAACUACUCUUAAUAAUUUGGUGUCCACACUGUUGUGCUGUGUAGCAACUUGUAUCGAUGUAUAUAUGUGCCUGGUCCUAUGUUGUGGCUGAUUGACUGACUUGUGACCUGUUAUGAUUAUUAACAUGCUUCUCAUAUACUAUAACUUCUCACUAUGGCACGCGCAUAUAUUAGAUUCAUAGUGGAGCAUAAACAUGUCAUUGUGUUUCAUUUUUUAGACCUUGGUAUGUAGCGUAUUAUAAAUGGUCUAUUGGAAAGUUGUAUAUAUCGAAAGAACAAAUGGAGUUGGUUUUACUUAUAUUUAUAUAGCUUAUGUAUAAUAGGCUACAAAAAGCCUUAACUAAAGCGCCAUUCAAUUGUGUGAAAAGAUAGAAUUGAUGAGGAAUUAACUGUGGUUGGACGUUGUUUACGUGAGUAUGGUUACCCUCAGAAAUUUAUAGACUAAUAUGAGAAGACUAAAGCGAAGAAAGUGGAAUAUGUUAUGGUGAAAAGGAAGCCUUUAUUUUUAGGACUUGGCUUCAAGGGUGAUGAAAUAGUUAAAAAAACUGGUUUUCGAUCGAAAACCAUAAUAAAAAGGACCUUUUCAGCUGCCAAGCUUAUCUCUCUAUAUCAGAAAAAUCGCUCAUUAAGAUGAUCAUGUAUUGGCGGAUUUCCACCAUAUGUUACCUCCGGUUGUAUCUCUCAGUUUACAUGUACGUGCCAAAGCACAUGCAUCGGAAGGGUAUAAAGGAGGACUACUGUCUGUAUUGCUGAGGACACUCCACAGAAGCUCAGUUUAAGAGAACAGAAGUGUAACCGCACUCCAUCUGCUUUUGCGUGGCUAUGAUAUCUCAAAUUCCUUCCAGAUAAAUAAUACAUUAAGAACUCAAAUUUACGAUUUGUCAAAUCAAUUGCCAUAAAAUGACAAACCAAAUUUAUGUUUCCAGAAAUGUUCAAUCGUUAAUCAUUCCGUACCGUAGUGAACUCAUUCAUAAAUAAUUGUUAUGCAAUUUUUCUUUUCGUGGCAUUAACUAUUCCUUCUCACUUUUUUAUCUGUACUAUUAAUUUUUAAGGAUUUCACAACUAUAACAUUAACAUAUUCUUAAAUACUUUUGUUUCUAUGUUCUUGGCCAUAUAUAUAUCCUAUGAAUACUCACAUUAAUUAACAUAUGAACAUCUCUUAUCGGUCUUUCAUACUUAUUACUCUUCUCAUCAAUCUUCAUUCAUGAGAACACUUGAUGUUAUGAUAUAAAGUAUAUGUACUAAUGUUUUUAAAGAUUGAUACUAUUAUGUAUAGGUUGUAACCAGCUGAUGGUAAACCGCGAAGUAUAACGAGUUCAUGUUACUCUACUACACUAAUUGUUCUUAGUUUAGUCAUAUAUACAAAUGAAAAAAAGUGGCGAGGUUAAAAUUUAUGGGCAAACCAUUCAGAUAUAAGAUAAGGAGUCAUGAAUUUUGGCGCUAAAUUCAUCCACACAUUUGGCUAAAUUGAGUUUUGGCAUUAUAGCUCAUGUCAAUUCGUGAUGAAAACCCUAAAUCUAAUUUUUAACCCUGACCAUCAACUGUAAAUGAAAAUUCUAACUGCUUUAUAACUCGCAUUUAGUCCAAAUCAGUGUGUGUUCACUCUCAGGGUUAUUUCAGCGUCGCUCAAAUGUCGUUCAUAAAUUAUAGUCUCACCAAAGAAGUUGUAUGAAACUGAAAUACCACCAAUGAUUUUAUUAAAUUAUUUGUGAUAUAUUCUUUUCGAUUUCUCAUUUUUCAACAUUUCUUAGUAUUAGAAUGCUAUUAAGGUAAUCUCACCUGAUGUUGUUCGAAUCUUAUAGAUUAAUAAACAUUUAAAUGUGCACUAUCAUAUAAAAAAGCCGGUAAUACAAAUUUCGUACUGUUUAUUUAUUUAUUUAAACACAUUAACAUUGGUACAAGGAGGCACCAAAUAGAUAUGCGCCACAUCAGUCACUUGGUUUGUGUGAGGACUGGGAUACUCCUCGGGUGCCUAGACCGAAGCAGGUGGUUUUCUUAGGAGGCCACACCCCGAGCCUUUGACCUAAAGGUCUGACCCACAAGGCAAUGGAGCAUCGUGAGGAGAUGCAGUCCCAUGGUAGUCGGUGACCAGCGAUUAGUUCAUACGCCAUUUGUUCCAUCAGGAUACUGGAGUCCAUGUGCACCAUUUGUUUGGAAUCCGGUUAAAACGCCGGACAUUCGCUUUUCGUCCUCUCGAUUUCGUAAAUAACAGUAAUGCCACGAGAAGGCAGUGAGUAGGACUUCCCUGGCAGAGGCUAUAUACGCGUGGCCAUGUGAGAGCAUUUCGAGAGGGAGGGUAGGCCCACCCCACUCACGGUCAUACCAGGGCAUUUGGUGGCCCCUUUACAUCUAUAUUAUUAACCAAAACGAUUGUUUGCAACUUCGUUUAAUAAUCACUACUUGUUUUGUGAUACUCGAGUACCGAUCGAUAAAAGUAUUGAUGUGUAUCAGUUCAAAUUUUUACAGAGAGAGAAUGUUAACAAAGAAAACUUGGGUAAAUGUAGAACCGGAACUUUUGGAAUUGAGACUUCAAUAUAGUGUGUCUGUUCGCCCCAGUGCAACUGCUUUGUCACAUACUAACUGAAGUUUAGAACUAUCGAUUAAUGUUGUUUUGUGGAUGCUUGAACGUCUUUGCAAGAGUCUCUCUAACAAUCUUUAAAAUUUACUAGACAGUGAUUAGUUGGUUACUGAUCAUCGAAGAAAGAUAUCCCACAUUUUCACCGUGGAGACUAAAUUUGACAGUUAUAAACCAUUGUUCAGUUAAUAGAAUCUAUCUUAAAGUUACACUCUCAGUUUUUGCUUGAUAUCAGUUCACGUUUAUAUAGAUAAAGAAGCAUAUAAUUUAAAUGGUUUUCUAAAUAAUAAUUUUAUAGAUGUUAAGUAAGCGGUUGAUUGAAAAUGUCCUGCGUUGCCAAUAUCGGAAAAGUUUGCCUACAAGAGGAAUGCAAUGCUAUUCCGGAGAACCUGGUUCAUGUUCAUCAACUGGCGCUCUUCACUGUAGACCUUUAACAACUCCUCUAGGAGUGAUCAAAAUUACUUGUGUUGUAAUAUCCUCAAUUUUCGCUGGUGCAUGGAUAAGUAGAAAUGGAGCAGAAUUUCUUGAGGAAAAUGAAAUUUUUGUUCCGGAAGAUGAUUAGAAACCAGUAUAUGUUAAUAGUCUAUUCUGUGAUUAGUAGUUUAUUCGACUAGAUUGUAUAAACUUAACCUAUUAUUAUUUGCUUUAUCUUUUAGGCUUGUUUCUGUUAUUCAUUGUUAACAGUAAAUUACGCCGGUAUAUGAUGGCCAUAUCAUAACGCGUACAUUUAAAUUGUUUAUUAGUAUGUUAAAUGAUGAGAAAAUAUAAUGUAAUUCAUUAACU
Molecule: messenger RNA, 4981 nt
Organism: Schistosoma margrebowiei
Lineage: Eukaryota; Metazoa; Platyhelminthes; Trematoda; Strigeidida; Schistosomatidae
Source: the annotation of a GenBank genome assembly